Molecule: messenger RNA, 6461 nt
Organism: Meloidogyne enterolobii
Lineage: Eukaryota; Metazoa; Nematoda; Chromadorea; Rhabditida; Meloidogynidae
Source: the annotation of a GenBank genome assembly
UUCAAAGAUGGAAGCUAAUUUCAAUUUUAAUAACCGGUGUUGUAUUGCCCUUUGUCUAGCCAAACAAUCAGACAUUUCAUUUUCUCAAGUUAAAAGUCAAUUACUCGGACAGCUUUCUAAUGGAAUUGAAAAUAUACCUUUUAAUCAUAAUGUUCGUUCAGCAUUGUUAUCAACAGGAAUUUAUCUACUUUAUUCAUCUGGGAAGCAUGUUGAAGCUCUAUCAAAAUUCUUGUCUGACUCACUUCUUUUACUACCUCAAUUGCGGUGAAAUUACCAUUCACGAGCAAUUUACAUUUUGUUUCAAUACAAUUCUUGCUGAUCUCGCGGCACACUUCCCACAUGUUAGGGAUUUUAUAAUUAAUUCACAAAUUGAACUUUUGGAACAACUUACUUCCAAAAUUACCAAUUUUAAUGAAAAAGAAGACAAUCAUGAAUAUGUGGGAGAUGAAAGUAAAAUUGAAGAAAAAGGCGAUUUGAUGAAAAUUGCCUGUAUAACAAUUGGCCUAUUGCGAUCGAUGGGCCGAUUUAGUGAUCAACUUUCUUCACCACUUUUUUCAUUUAUCUAUCCAAAACCUUUCGAUAUACUUUCUAAAAGAAACGACGACGAACAGCAAUGUACAUCAAGCUUAAAAGAAUCUAAUCUUCAACGCAAAUUAUUUACUCGACAUGGAAGCAGUUUUGUUAAUACAAGAAGGAAAGGAACAGCAAAAUUUUCGUAUUGUUUUGAUGAAAUUUGUCGGUUGAAUGUUAAUAUCAAAAAACUUUUAAAUUUUGAUUUCUUGAAGAAACUGGAUUUGUAUUCCGAACAAGUUUUUCAGAGCGCUGAAUUACGCAAAUUUCCUUACAAAACAAUUUCUGAAACUUUUAUUCUUGUUUCACUUACAUUUUUGAGAGAUAUUUUAACUAAUUUUACAAUUGGAGAAAAGGAUGGUGAUAUUUCAGAAAAAUUUGCUAAUGAGCUUAACGAUUUUACCCUUUCAAUUUUUAAAUAUUGCCAAGAAGCAAUAACUGUUCAAAGUCAAUUAGAUGAUCGAUCGCAAUCAAAUACAAUUGAUAAGAGGGCAAAAAAUAAUGCUUACAGAAGUACAAUUCUUGAUAAAGAAAUUGUUGUUAAUCGUGUAAAAAUGUUGGUUAUUGGCAACUCAAUUUGUUUGGAAUUAAUUGUAUGGAGUUCUACUGACGAAAAUGAUGGUGAUAUGAUUUGUGGAACAAUUUCUGACAAAAUGUGGAUGCCACACAAACAUGUAUUGGCUCAUAUGCCUGUUAAUGUUAUGGCUCUUGAAGCAUUGGGAAGUAUGUCUGAAAAGUUUCCAGCUUUGGCAAAUACAUUAAUUAUCAGUUUGUUAUGUAAAUUUUUAUUGGAACCUUGUCCAAUUCUUCUCAAAAUUUCAUCUGAACCAAAAUCAAAGAAUGACCAACAACAAGAAUCUCGAGGGCGAGUUGAAAUAAUUGCUGCAAGAAAAAGAAUUGGUCUUUCUAGCCUUCGCUCUUCUGCAAUUAAUUCACUCUCACGUGCUUUAAAAUCUGCCAUGACAAUCGAUAAAAAUAGACUACAAGCCUGUUUUACAACUUUAUCUUCACGUCUUUAUACUAUUUUGUCUGAAAAUGACAGGAAUUCUGUUUUAAUUUCUGAGAAUGUUAUUAGUACAUUGGGAAAAUUGGGUGUUUCUUUUAUGGAUGAUCCAACAUCUUCUGAGCAAAUAUUCCAGAUUUUUUAUCAACGAUUUUCGAAUCCACCUUCUCAAUUGGAUAAUCAUAUCAUUUCUUCUUUGGCAGAUAUGUGGAUUUCUGGAACGAUCCAACAUCUAGCAGAUUUUCGUAUGUCUCUUGUAAAUUUUUUUAAAUAUUUAUGUUUUUUAAGUCAUGUUACACUUUCUGUUGAUAAUGCUUUGGCAAGAAUUGCAUGUUCAAUUGAAUCUGAGGAACAAAAAAUGACUUUUCUAAUAAACUUACUUGAGCUUUUUAUUCAAUUGGGACUUGAAGGCGAACGUAUUGGAGAGAAAAUGCAUAAAUUCACUGUUAAGAAAUCUGCUGGCGCAGGCAAUUUGGGUGUUCUUAUUCCUAAAAUUAAUUCUUUAUUGGAUCGAAUGGAACCGAUAAGAGACCCUUCAAUUCGACUGAAAAAUCAUUUUAGAGAUUUUUGGUUUUAUUGUGUGAUUCAUGGAUUAUGGCCAGAGGAAUGGUAUAAAGCUAUUUGUAAAAUUGCAGUCAAAUCGCCAACUCUUUUACCUAUUGAUAAUUUUAAAACUGAAAUGAUUGAAAAUACAGCAAUAAAAUUGCAAGGAAUUACGCAGGCAGAACUUUUGGAAGUACGUAAUUUACUUUCAACAGAAUUUAAACAAAAUGCAGAAGUUUCAACAAUUAUUUCAAGACUUGAUAUUGGUUAUUGUGUUUAUUUAUUAGCUAUUUGUCGUCUCGAAAAAAUGCGUGUAAGCAAUUCAGAGCAAUUGGAUUCUAUUAGAUCUAAUUUUCUUUAUCUUGAAAACAGAGGUGUACGAAAAGACAAAACAGGAAUUUGGCAAUGUCUUUUGGCUAGUUCUAUAAUUAUUUUUGACGAAUUUCUUUCAGUAAGAAUGAGAAAAAAUUCAACAAAUGAUUCAAAAAUAAGAAAGGAAUUGGAGGUUAUGUCACAAUAUUUGCUUGUUCAGUUUAACAAUAUUUUGCGUGAAAUUCGGCGAGUUGCCGACGACACAUUGGAUGGACGUAAAUCUGUUGCUAAAGAUUUUACUAAAAGGUGUGAACAAAUAUUAUGUGAAGCAGUUAAAUGGGCUCCAGGGCUAACAAAUAGCCAUUUACUGGAGUUUAUACGUUCUGCUGAUUCAAUUACUGACAAAAGCCUUCGUCUUACAAUCAACACUGUUUUGGCUUGUACUAAACGUGAAAUGAUUAAUUCUCUUUUUGUUGGAGGCACAACAUCAUCUGCAAUGUUUACUACAACGUCAACAACUAAUACUGAUUCAGUAUCUAUCGGAAGCAUUAUGAUAAGCACCGAUAAUCUUGUAAGUAGCGGACCAGUUGAUAUUUCAACAUAUUUGUCUGCUUUAAAUCAACGUUCGGAUUAUUUGGGUCAAAUUAAAGGAAUGUUUGAAAUGAUGAAGAAACAAAAUUAUAUUUAUAAUCCAGACAUUUGUGUUGAUAUUGAUGAAGCUACUCAUAAAUCACUUUCGGAUUAUCUUGAAGAACAAUUUGAAACAGCUUUAAAAACGAAUGAACCAAAUUGUUUAGAAAAGCCUUUACAAUUAAUGACUGCUUAUUUUAUGGUUUGUAAAGAAAUUAAUCAAAAAAUACUUCGGUCAAUUAUUCUUGCACCUUUUCGACAUUUUACAGAACAAACUAUGCGUCUUUGUGUAAUAUGUUGGAAUUGGAUAUUAGCUACUAGAGAGGAUAUACAAAUUGAUUUUCUUCAACAAAUGUCAACCUGUUGGGAGCUUGUUGCUAAACGUUCUAUGGGAAUUUUUAAUCGUGAUUUUGAUAAAUUUGAUAGUCCAGUUUCUAUAGAAAAUGCUUUAAAGAGGCCGCAUGCAGAUACAGGACCGCAUAAUAUUUGGAUUAAUUUUUUAACUGAACGAGUUAGUCUGGCAAAAUAUUGUGGACAAGAGCAGAAUGAUCUUUUAGAAAUGAUGUUUCUGAAAACUUUUUCAAUGCAAGUUGGUGAUAAUUCCCCUGUGCCAAAUUUAGCUAUCGACAAAAUUAUGUUUUCAUCAUCUUUCGAUGCUAAGACUAAAACACCACUUAUUUCAAGAAAUAUUAGUGCUUUGGGUCCUCGAUUUCGCUUACUUUCGGCAGCUCUUACAAUGGUUCAAGGUGAAGCUGGUGGAUCAAAAAUUUCUAAAAAUGUUCUUAGACAACGAAUAUAUUCUGUUGCUUUUGACUAUUUUACUGUUGCACCUCAAACGCCUUUACAUAGAGGACAUAUUCUUCAAAAUGAUAUAACAAGUCUUGUUGGGUUUUGGCAGGCGUUGUAUGCUGAUUCAAAAUAUAUUAGAAGAGAAACAUUUACAACAAAUGAUCCUGAAUUAAGUUUUACAAAUCUACAGCAAAUAGUUAAUAAUGUUCAAUAUUCAAAUGAGGCUUCCAAAUUCCAAACGUGGAAUUCUAUGCCUCGUGCCUCUUCUGUUUGGUCAAAUGCUGCAACGAUUUCUGAAAGUCGUAAUCAUGCAGCUGGAGUGGUUGUUUCUUCUAAUGCAGAUUCUCUUGGCAGACCACAGAGUAAGACUAACGGUGAAAUUGCUCAACUAAUUGAUAAGCAAAUGAAAAAUCUUUUGAGAAAACGGCAGCUUAUUUUGAUAUAUUUGGUAAAUAAUCAUUCAAAAUUUUUAAAAAAUAUUUUACAUUUGAAGAUCAAUGAAAUUGAGAGAUUAUAUGCUUGGUUAUAUCCUCGCGGAGAUUUAUUAGAACCUGGAGAAGUGGAAUUUGAUCAAUAUUUGAAGAAUACUUUAGGUGGUGAGCUUCAAUCUAAACCUGAUCAAAAACAAAUGAGAGAAAAUGCCAAAUUUGCAUGGGAGAUUUCACCUGAAAUGGCUGUUCAUAUGGCUUCAAGGUUUUCUGCUAAUAAAAUAAAAAUUCUUAUAAAUUUAUCAACUUGUAGGUUUCGAAUGUAUUCUAUCGUCAACAUUGUUUUGCAAGAAUUGGUUCGAGCAUAUCCAGAGGAAGUUUCACAUAUGCCGGAAGCUUUGCCUCUGUUUCUUGGGGAUCCACUUACAAACUAUGAAAGAAUUGAGUUAACUCAUCUUUUGACAUGGGCUCGUUGUUCUCCAGUACAAGCUCUUUCUCUGCUCUGCCCUCGUAUUCAUAGUAUACACCCAAUUAGUAUUAAAUAUGCUGUUAGAGUUUUAAAAUCUUAUUCAUGUGAUGUACUUAUUCAAUAUAUACCUCAACUUGUACAAACAGUUAGAUGGGAUUAUAAUGGUUUUAUUGCAAAUUUUAUUCUUCAUUUAGCAGCACAUUCUCAGCCAUUAGCUCACCAACUUUUAUGGAACAUGCAUUCAAAUAUGUAUAUUGAUGAAGAAGCAAAAGUAGAAGAUCCAAUUAUGUAUAAACCACUCAAAGAGAUUGUUAAUAAGAUUUUGAGUCGUUUGGAAGGAGCAGCACGUAACUUUUACUUGAGUGAAUCUGAUUUUGUUGAUCGAAUAACAAACAUUUCUGGCAUUAUAAAAUCUGUUCCAAAAGGAGAAGCUCGCAAAAAGGCUUGUUUUAAAGCAUUGACAGAAAUUAAGCUUACAUCAAUUGUGUACUUACCAUCAAAUCCGGAUUAUAUUUUACUUGAAAUUGAUUAUCCUUCUGCAAGUCCAAUGCAAAGUGCUGCAAAGGCUCCUUAUCUAGUCCAAUUCAAAAUGCGAUAUUGUGGGGUUGAAUCUGUUGAACGAAUUGCUUUAGAAACGUAUCAACAAACUACACCAGAACAUGUAACAACAAACAGCAAAGGCCAUCAUCGAAAAUCAUCGAAAACUAAAAAUCUUUUAAAUUUUUCACCUUCUCAUUCAUCUUCAAAAAAUGAUUCAAAUAACUCUUUAUUAGAGGCUUCUCCAAUAUUGACAACUUUAUCUAAAGAAAAUUUUGUAAUUGAUGGAGUUUCAUCACCUUGUGGUACAAAAUCAAUUACAAUGAAAUCAGCAAUAUUUAAAGUAUUUUUAAUUUUUCUUAUUGUUUUUAUUUUUUGUAAGGUUGGUGAUGAUGUUCGUCAAGAUGUUUUGGCACUUCAAUUAAUGCAACUUAUUGAGAAAAUUUGUAGAACGGCAAGCAUAGAUAUUCAAUUAUUUCCAUAUAGAGUAGUUUCUACAAAUCCUGGAUGUGGUGUGAUUGAAUGUGUUCCUGAUUCGAAGUCUAGAGAUCAGCUUGGCAGACAAACUGAUUAUGGUUUAUUUGAGUAUUUUGUCACUAAAUAUGGAGAUGAAACUACCAAAGGAUUUCAACAUGCUAGGAGGAAUUUUAUCAAAAGUAUGGCUGCAUAUAGUGUGUUUAGUUUUCUCCUCCAAGUAAAAGAUAGACACAAUGGCAAUAUUAUGUUGAAUUCUGGUGGAUCAAUCAUUCACAUUGAUUUUGGAUUCAUGUUUGAAAGUAGUCCUGGUGGAAAUUUAGGAUUUGAGCCUGAUUUCAAAUUGUCACAAGAAAUGGUUGAUAUAAUGGGCCACAGAGCGGACUCUGGACCUUUUCGAGAAUUUGCUGACAAAUGUGUUCAAGUUUAUUUGGCAACUCGUCCUUAUUAUAAUGUAUUUUUUACAAUGGAUUUUUUAAACAACUUUUUUAAGGAUUUUAUUGCACUUGUUUCAAUGAUGUUAGAUACAAAAUUGCCUUGUUUUAGAGGAAAAACAAUUCAACAACUUCGAAGCAGAUUUGCACCUGAAGCCACUGACAGAGAGGCUGCAAAAUAUAUGAUGAGUAUAAUAAAUAGUUGUUAUACAAAUGUCAGAUCAAAAAUGUAUGAUCAAAUUCAAUUUCUUCAAAAUGACAUUCCCUAUUAA